AUGGAGGUAGAAGGUUUGGGGGCAGAGCUCUCAGCGGCUGAAGCGAGGGCAUGGCUGAGGGAUCAGGUCCGCGUCAAGAGCCUGUCUGAGGUGGAUCAGUUCAUUUAUCUGCGAGCCUUGUUUCCAAAGCUACCGUUAAAGCUGUUGGCGCUGGCAUGUGCCUCAGCCUUGGAUUCCCAAUCAGUGGACUGGGCCGAUUUGCCUUGGAACCGAAGAUUCAGGAGAUCUGUAGCUCGAUCACAACCGGGAUCCGUAAUGCUGGCGGUAGCACCAUUUCCGAAUUCAUGGAAGGGUCUAGGAAGGGUGAUUCAGGUUGCCGAUUCGGAGAAGGGCCUGGGCUCGAAGGUGGUCUUUCGUCUCCUGAUGAAUUGGGCAGAAAAGGGCCUGAUUGGGGGUCUAGUGAAGGGAUCCUCGGGACAUAGGGAGGCUGAAGGUGUAGAGCUGGUUAAUGAGUUUGAAAGGUUGGCUCAGGUACAGGGAGGCUUGAGCGUAGACGAUUUAGGUACUGAUGCAGAGAGGGUGGUUCGCGCGCUUAGGUUCCUAUUGGUCUAUGCGGUGUCCCAAGCCUACUGUGAUAGCCUAUCUCUAAAAGGGGAACCAGGGACGGAAGAGAAGGGCAGGAUGCCCCCGAUAGAGGAGGCUCCGGAGGCCCCUCCUUUGGAGUCCGGAAAUUCUGAGGAUCUUAUAAGGUGGGCCAUUAAGAGGGCGGCCGUUCAGUUGAGGGACGGUCCAACUGGGACCGGGGUACCUAGGCCCGGCGAAGUGUUUUUGGUGAUAGAUCCAGGAUGCGGGUUGAAAGGGGGCUUUGGGGUUCUGGAGAAUCUUCUGUCGGUGUAUGGACUUCAUCGGGUGUGCUUUGACCAGGGCUGCUUGGGGGCUCCAGGGCUUUAUCCCUCCGGUUUGGUGACUUCGUCAUGGUUCUUGUUUGAGACACUUCAUGAGGUUCGGGUUCGGGGAGAUGUAAAGGAGGCCUUGGAGGUUCUUCGGAGGUUUUGCCCUAACGGGAUAGGUAUGAGUAAAGUAGGCUGGACAGGGCAGCUGCUGCGUGUCGUUCAAGGCGCCUGGACUCAGUGGACUUCCGAAGUUAGCAGAUCGGAUGAAGCCGUAGAGAGACAGGCGUUGCUUAAGAGGCUAAGUGAGGCGGAGUCUUAUGCUAGACAUGUGGCACGGGACCACAGUCCGUUUCGCAAGGGCUGCCCGAUCUGCAUCAUGUCUCAGGGAAGGAGGCGGUCUCACUGGAGAACGAGCCACCCUGUGGUUCAUGCUCUGAGCGCUGAUAUAGCGGGUCCGUUCAGAGCGGGCCAAUCCUAUGAUGAGGAGGCUAGCGGUAGGGCACGGCAUGGGGGCUAUCGGUUCUUUUUGGCCUGCUCGUACACCGUCCCGCAGAGUUUCGAUUUCCCUGACAAGGAGGGAACUAAGCUUAGUGAGGGUGGUGAAGGGGAUGAUGAGCUAGUUCCAGUGGUAGGACGGUCUGAGGAGGAGGGUCUGCUAGAAGACCUAGAUGAGCUCCUAAGUCUUCCGGGGGAUUGCUCGGUAAGGGUGGUAGAUAGGAGGGUAUCCGCUAAGAGACCGGAGUUGCCUGGACCCCCACCACUAGAAGACACCCGGGAUGAAGCUGAGAAAGGGUCCGGGGAUGGAACGGUGGGGGCAAAGAUGAGGACCUUGUUCAUAGGGGUUCCUCUGAAGUCCAAAGCCGGAAAGGGGGUUACUCUAGCGGUUCAGGGCUUGGUGAACAAGCUAGAGGCCCAUGGGUUUCCUGUCCAUCGUUAUCACAGUGACCGAGCUAAAGAGCUCCGAACGACGGCGUUGUUGACCUGGAUGAAGCAGCAAGGUAUCCAUGUAACUAGCACCCCGGGGGAAGCUCCUUCUGGGAAUCGUGCGGAGUUAGCUGUGCAGAACUUGAAGGCUUUUGUCAGGAAGUUGCUGCAUGCAUCCGGGUUGGAUAAGAUGUUUUGGCCGCUGGCACUUUUGCAUGCUUCGGCUCGAAAUUGGUCGGACUUCUCCAUAUCGUUAGGCGUUCCUUGUUCACAUCUAAUCCCGUUCGGGACGAAGGUGCACGCGCGGUGCCGCUCUAAGACGGGUUAUGAUGCCAACUGGCGGUCCCGUAGCACUCAGGGUGUUUUCGUGGGACCGGCUCCUAAUGUUAGUGGGGGUUAUCUAGUCUUAGUUCCGGAGGAGGGAAGUGAAGGAGAAAUGAAAGUUUUGCUGACAAGCACGAUUUAUCCUUUGCGCGGGGAGCCUUCCGGGGCUCCUCGUCGGCCCAGGUAUCGGCUCACGAGCAAGCGCUCGCCUGAUUUUGCAUUACGGGCUGUAGCUGCUACUCUGUUCGAGAAGAUGCCAGGUGCUGGGAACUGGUUCGCACCUGGGGGGGAGUCCUUAGGUGAUUUUGAAAUUAAGGUUCUUGUGAAGGACGAUUCCGGUGAGGAGGAUUGGGUUCUAGAAGGGGAUCUGGACGGGCCAGUUGGUUCUGAAACAAGCGCCUAUCAUUCCACUGUAGAUUCUGGGGAGUUGCUUUGGGAAGAGGAGAGCUGUUCUAUCCUUGGAGUAAAGGGAGUUCGAUCGAGUGAUAGGAAUAACGACAGCUGGGUUUUCUCCGGCGAUCCUUCUCGGAGCUACCAGCGGCCAGAAGGCCGAUGCUACAACGGCAAGGAUUGGGAAGGUGAUAGGGCGCUCGGUGAGGAUGCCUUUGGAGACAUCUGUGGAAUUUUAAUAGUGUAUGUCGAUGACUUAGCCUUCCUGGGUCCCUCCGGGCUGUGUCAAGAGUUCAUUCGGGUCGUGCAAAAUCAUUGGAAGACAUCUGCACCCCAAUGGUUGGGGGUAGAACCGGUGACUUUUUGCGGAAUCGAAUUGACUCUGCAGGACUUUGGGUUCCGCAUGACCCAGAAGGCGUACAUUAUUGAGCUUCUGCAGCGAUACAAUGUCGGGACAUAUGCUUCCUCUCCGAUCGGAAAAUGGGUGGAACCUGAGAUCGAGGAGAAUCCUUCUCCUGAAGCUAUUAAGGAAGCUCAGGCGAUGACGGGGGCGUUAUUGUGGAUCUCUACGAGAACGAGGCCGGACCUUUCUUACGUGGUUAGCCGUUGCGGCCAGCAAGCUACAAAGGCCCCUGGUCUUUCGAUUUCAUUGGCCAAACAGGCCUUGGCUUAUUUGCAGGGCACCCAAGACUUGGGGAUCGAGGUACUUUUUGUGGUCGGGAACUUGUUUUCAGAUCAUGGCCUGCUGGCUCUUCCAAGGACCGAGAAGGUAAUUGAGCUGUACACGGAUGCGUCGCAUAGCCCUGGGGGAGAGAGGUCGAUGCAAUCAGUAUUCAUUGUUUGGCGGGGGGUUCCGGUUGCCUGGGAGGCAACCAGGCAACCAUUCACCACGUUGAGCUCUGCCGAAGCUGAAUUAGUAUGUAUGGUUCACGGAAUACAGCUUUCGGAAGCUGUUCAACCGCUCAUCGACGAGUUGAUUGAGGCAGACUCCAUGAUCUCCCUUCUGGGGGACAACGAAGCAUCAGUCCGAGCUUUUGAAACGGCCAGUGCCGGCUGGAGGAAUAGGCAUUUAAGGAUGCGAGCGGUAGCCGGCAGGGAACGUAUCGAUGCCGGCCUUCUGAAGGUUACACACCUGCCCGGAGAAUACCAGGUAGAGCUUAUGACUGCAGAAGCCUUGGCAGGUUUGGCCUUGUUGGCAGUGAUUCCGGGAGUGAAGGGCCAACCGACCCAGGAUGAGCCAACGUUGUCUCCUUCUGAGAGGGAGUUGUUGGGGGAAGAGUCAGGGGAUGGUCUAGGUGAGGAUGGCAAUCCGAACAGUCGGAGUCAGCCUGAGAGGGAUACGGGGGUUUUUGGACUUUCAGAUGACGACUUUACAGAGGAGGAGUGGCAGGAAGCUACCCGUAAGCUCCAACUUGAAGAGUCUAGGUUCGGAGGAAUACCGGACUGGGCACAAGAGGGGAGGGGGAUACAGGAGCGUCCCUUGAACCAUUCCCGGGGCAGUACCAUGCGGAGUUUCAGUUUGAUGAAGGGGAAGGUCAAGGAACACCCAGAGGCUGGCAUUCCGUUUGACCCAGAGGAGUAUCCAGAGGACAUUCAGGAUGAGUUCCAUUGGUUGAACCUGUGGAAGAUGGAACCAGCUGGUACAUAUGAGGAAACAGCUUUGAGCAAUGCGGUUGAGGGGAUGAUUCGAAGGCCCGAGCUACGGGGGUGCAACCCGGAGAAGCUUCCCCGGGAGCUUUGGAGCUGGGGGAAGCGGGUGGCUUUGAGGCGGUCCCGGCCUUCCACCUUGGACAUUGCGACAAAAGGAUUGCUGGAGCCAGACUAUGACAUGGCCUUUGGAACAGAAAACAGGGCUUCUGUGGGCCCGAGAGUGGCCAGAGUGGAAACGGUGCGCGAGGAUUUGCCGGGAAUUGCGGGAGAUUUUCAAGGAGCCCCAUCUCAGGAGGUCAAGCAAGAGGCCCUGGGAUCAAGGAGAUCAACAGGGGCUGCAGCUGAAGCUCUGAUUGAGGAUGAAGGGGUGCAGCGACCUGCGGAGGCCCCGGAGGAUGGUGGUCCUGAGCUGACACCGGCAGACGAGGAUCGUCUAGGGCGAAUGGAGCGACUGCUGGUUUCCAUGAUGGAGGAGAAUAAGGCUUUAAAGAGAAAGCUGGAGCAAACUGAGUCUAG
Molecule: messenger RNA, 4637 nt
Organism: Symbiodinium sp. CCMP2456
Lineage: Eukaryota; Dinophyceae; Suessiales; Symbiodiniaceae
Source: the annotation of a GenBank genome assembly